Messenger RNA from Amoebophrya sp. A25, 356 nucleotides. The record is from the annotation of a GenBank genome assembly. NCBI's taxonomy places the organism in Eukaryota, Dinophyceae, Syndiniales, Amoebophryaceae.
GUGCUGGAAAGACAGACACGACUUCUAGACGAGGGCAGGAAAGCACUCUCACAACCUUCUUACACAAAGUAGUCGGCUCAUGUCCGAAAAUUCGAAGUUAUGCUGCCGCUGUAUGUGGUUUUGUAACUACAGAACUACCCUCCUGAUUAUCUUGUUCUCGUGAUCUAAUUUCCAGAGAUACAACUACUCUACCACGACGUGAUAAAUAUUAUGGUACUGGUAGAAUGAUCAUGUUGUCUCAAUUUUAUACUUAUAGUAUACUUACUUACUUACUUACUUACUCAUUUCGCUAAAAAAUAUUUCCAGGAGGUACUACCACGACCGUGGUGCAUAUCCGUGACUAUUCUUCAGCCGUG